Messenger RNA from Amaranthus tricolor (Joseph's coat), 4707 nucleotides. Its product is annotated as CRIB domain-containing protein RIC4. The transcript has 4 exons. Bases 3717 to 4259 code for a protein of 180 amino acids. NCBI's taxonomy places the organism in Eukaryota, Viridiplantae, Streptophyta, Magnoliopsida, Caryophyllales, Amaranthaceae. The record is from RefSeq and is a predicted model, not a curated record.
GUUUUUCAUGAAUCUUCCCAAGUUUUUUGUUUUACUGUGCAAUGUUACUAUGAUAACUGGAAUUAACCCAUUGAUUCAUGUAGUCAACUAGUCUGCACCAUUCUUUUGGGAUUAAGGUUUAGACAACUUCACUCAAAAUUAUCUAGACAGAGUCUUCACCCAAGCUUUUUCAAACAAGAUACUUCUAUCUCAUUUCAUUUUAUGCUUAAGUAAAAGCAUGUAAUGUUUGAUGUAGUUGUCUAUGACUAUAUCAGUUAGCAAUUUCUAUAUUCAAAAAAUAAUAUUGACAACAUUAUGCACAUAAUUUUCAAAAAAAAAAACCUUAAGUUGCAAGUUGCAACGAUCUUUGAUGACAAUCUCUCACGUUGAUUUGUGUUGGUUUAUGUAGUUGACCCCAUAAGUUAGAAUUCAUGUUUUGGCAUUGUUGUAGCUUCAUUUGCAAGGGUUGAACCAGGUUUUGAAGUGUCUUUUAUUCUUUGAAGCUAUGCAUUUGAGUGUGUCUUCUAAAAGUUGAUUGACCUGGCUUUUACUGCACUUCCUUUAUGCAUAGUACUAGUAUUUCCUUUCAAGGUUUAAUGAGACCCAAGUUUCAAUCGGGAAGUACCUCUCAUGCAAUAUUUCAUUACUUUCGUGUCAUUGAGUGACUCUUGUAGAUGCGAGAUUUGAGAGAUUUGAUGAACAUAACCUUGUUCUUGUAAAAUUAAAAUUGUGUUUUUGAUUGAACUUUAAUAGAAUUUCACACGAAUAAAGUACGCAUAAUUUAAGAAUUAUAUUUUAAUAUAUAUAUAUAUAUAUAACAUUAUAAUUUGCAAUUGAAAAUCUAAUAUUUUUGAGGUUAUAAAAAUUGGAUAAUAAGAAUCUGUUACAAAUCAAAUUAAUAUAUGAUGAUGCUUUGGGGGUGUUUGAUUAAAUAAUUUAGGAUAAUUUUAGCUUACAUGUCAAACCAUCUAAUUCUAGUUUUUUAAUCAAUUAGUCGAUUGAAACAAAUUGUUAUGAAUCAGCUAUUUUUAAACAUGUUGCUUUUAACGUGUUCAAAAUCAACUGCUCUAACCAAUUGAUAAAAUCAAUUGAUCAACUACCAUCUAUCAAAUAUGGGUCGUUUACCAAGUAUCUUUUAUAUUUUAAGUUUAAGCUCCUAUGUUCUAUUCUACCUUCCUAUUGGGUCAUCCUUUACUUUAAAUCAAUCAAUGAUACGUUCAUAUAAUUCUUAUUAUGUUUGUGUUCUGAAUUAUGAAGAUAAUCAUUAGUCCUCAGCUGCUUAUAAUUUUUUUUCCUAAAUUCCUUGGUAAGGGGGAUUAUCAUUAUAAUUUAUUAUUCAUCCAGUGUCUUAACCUUUUCAUAUAAUUUAUCUUCUUUUUUUUCUAAAGUUAUUUCAUACUAUUAUAUUUAUCUUAAUGCAGCUGUUAGGUGGCUCAUUAAAGGCAUAUUUUGAUGAUGAUUAUAAUCUUAAAUUUUUAUUAAAAAAAUAUUUUACCAGCUGUAGUCACUAGAUUGACUUGAAAAUGAAUACUCCUAUACUAAUACAGUAAUACUCUUUUCUCCAUCUCGUUGAAUUUGCUAUAAUACAGAAGUCAAAGUAAAUGUAAUACUCAUUUAUUUUAGCAAAUUCAAAGCGCUAGAAAGAAUACUUUAUUGAUUGAUUUCUUUGUUACAAAUAAAACCCAAUUAGAUCAAACUUAGCGACUCACCAUCAAAGUACACAAUAUUGACUGUUUAUGGCAUUCUUGUAUUGUGAUUGCAUUGUAUAUUUUUUAAGGUUAAUAAUAGUAAAACCAUCCACCUCAAUGGUUGACCUUUAUAAAGGCAGGCUGAGGCUUUAACCCCGGAAAAUUUGAAAUGAUUAAGAUAAAUUAUCAACAAAAUGAACAAAAUAAGAUAAGUUUCAACUUAUUUCCAAAGGUAAGCGUGAAAUUCUCAAAUCUGUGGUUUGGGGCUGUUCGUAGUUAGUAACUGCGAACAGGUAAAAGAAAAACACAAUAGUUGUUCGUAGUUACUAACUGCGAACAACUUUGACCUUUUUUUUGACCUGUUAACGAUGGAAGCUGCUGUGCAUAUCUGUGGAGCUAGCUGUUCGCAGUUACUAACUGCGAACAGGUUAAAAAAAAGUCAAAGUUGUUCGCAGUUAGUAACUGCGAACAACUAUUGUGUUUUUUUGACCUGUUCGCAGUUAGGAACAGCGAAUAGCCCCAAACCAUAGGUUUGGAAAUUUCACGCUUACUUUUGGAAAUAAGUUGAAACUUAUCUUAUUUGGUUCAUUUUGUUGAUAAUUUGUCUUAAUCAUUUCAAAUUUUCUUAACCCCGAGACUUGGCCCACCAAAAUGGAUUUGGAUCAUUAAAUUUUACAUUAGAUAUAUCUCUAUGUAAAAAUUAUUCGAGAUCCGCCAUUGUUCCAGAUUCGCAAAAGUGAUUUUGUUAUACGAUAUUUUGCCCUAUGAUUAGCACCUUAAAAUGUCUCAAAUUAGGACUACCUCUAUUUAUCGCCUUGAAUAUUGGUGUUUGAUAUUGUAAAAGAACAUAUUCGACAAUUCUAGCUUAUUUUGACACAAAGAGAUGUGGUAAGGGUCAAACCAUCGAAUGUUAGUGUUAGGUAAAUUAGCUGCUUGAAGCAACUUGUUGUCGGCUCAAAUUCAGUUGUUCAAAUUACUCACUUCAUUCAACUACUAUAUAUCAGUAAUCAGUCAUUUGCAAAAUACCUCCUGUAUGACUGUGUCAGAGUUAGAUUUAGGAAUGGGUCUUGGAGAUUGAUUCAUCUUUUGACUAGUGUAGUGCUGUUAUUCUAUUAUGUUCAUUGUUAGGUACUUUUGAAAUUUACAAAUGCCCUAAAUCACAAUCAAAUUUAGAUGUGGUUUAAAAAUACGUAAUAUCGCUUAUUUUCCACUCUUUAAGAUAGAGUACAUAUCAAGUAAAGAAAGUGGUAAUGUUGAUAACUGUUUACUACUAAUUGGCAAAAUCUUUUGGUGACUUUUCUCACAAGAGAGGUAAGUGGGAACCAAAAAAUAUAGGGACCCCACCAACUAUAGCAAAGAAGCUAAACAUCAUAAGUUAGAUACUAGGAUUUUGAUACAUAGUUUGCUACUAAAACCUGUCUUUUUGCUCUAAUUUGACAUGAAUGUUUUCAAGUACUAUUGUAUUGUCAAUGUUACUUAAUAUAGAUUAAUCUUAUGCUUACCUACAUGCUAUUAUAUCUUUAAAUUUAUUAUUAAGUGGACUUCUUAUUUAUGUGAAAUCAGCGUAUUAUACCUGAUAUAAAUAAAGGGUUUGUAGAAAAUAAUGUUAUAAUUUACAAAAUUCGAUUUAAUACUAGAAAUGAAUGAAAAACGAGAAAAAUUUUGGGUUUUGGAAAUCGAACUUGUAUUAUUAUUAAAUUUACGCACUGUUUCGUAAUCCUAAAAGUAUUAUAUUAUAACAAAAGUAGAACGUAACAUAAACAUAAUAGUAAAAGAUUUAAAGAUCGAGACGCAUUCAUUUAGUGUUUUGAAUUGCAUGUCCGUAAUGUUUUGUGCGAACUGUUCGAAACGUUGUAUGGGGAAAAGUUUUGCGCUUUGCGCUUUAAUAUGGUUGGAAAGAGCCUCUUAUAUGUAAUUGCUUUAAAUCUUGCUUAGAUGAGAGUCACUUAAUGAUAUUAAGGUAACUGGGAUGAGAAAUGAAAUGUGCAACCACAUCUUUAGAUAUUGAACUAUUUUAUUCUGUUCCUGUUUCUUUCCCACCAAACCAACAUGGUGAGAGAUCGAAUGGAGAAAUUCGCCGUUCUUCCGUUCUCCAUGGGAUGUGUUUCUCAAGCUAGUGUUGCUGUGGCUCAACAAAGAACUAAAAGAUCAAAAACAGAUUUACAAUCACCUUCAUUAAGAAUUCAAGAAGAAGAUGAUGAUGAGAGUUUAUGUGCUGAGAGUUUGAAGCAUUCUUCAAGGUUUAUGGCACUUCCAAGAUCUAACUUAUCCACAGGGGUUAACAGACUUGUGAAAGGUUUCAAAAGCCUUUCACAAUUAUUCAUAUAUGAAGAUGAGAUGGAAGAGCUAGGCAUGGACAUGGAGAUAGGGUGCCCUACAGAUGUAAAGCAUGUAACCCACAUUGGAUGGGAUAACAUACCCAACACAGACCAACUUAUGGGUUGGGAUAAUAUCAUCACUACAAACAUGCUUUCAUCUUCUCAUCCCCCUAAUUCUGCUGAAUCUGCUGUUAACUUGGAACAGUGCUUAAAGCAGUUUAAGAUUAAUUCUUCAACUGCUCCUGAAAAUGACUCUUCAACUCUCUAUCAUUAGCUUAUUCUUGAAGAUUAGUACAUGUUUGCUUUUCAUCUUAUUAUACUACUUUAUUAACAUUUGAUGUAGUAUAUAUAUGGUAUUGCAAUCAAAGUUGUUUUCUUUCUGAUUUGGUGUGUACCGAGCUACCCUGUUGUAUCGAUGGUUGAUAGGUCGAACUUUUAACGAUAAGAUUAAGGGAUCAAACACUAGUAUCAUCGACUAUUUGAUGAAUGAUGAUGUGGAGUGUACUACAAUUGUUUUGCUAGUUUUGUGUCAUUAUGUACAAAUCAUGACAAAUUUUAUAUUGCACCACCACCAAUCCAUAAUCAUAUUGCAUAUACUUUCUAUUUGGAUUGUGGUUGGUUAUGAUUGGUUUGAAUUAGAGUGUGUUCAUGUGUUGUAAAGGACAAGUUGUGGAUUGUAGAUGGGGAAAGGUUAUAUCUAUAGAUGUUUGCUUUGUGGUUUA